Beauveria bassiana ARSEF 2860 is the source of this 579-nucleotide messenger RNA. RefSeq names its product eukaryotic translation initiation factor eIF-1A. Bases 1 to 579 code for a protein of 192 amino acids. Gene Ontology annotation, biological process: translational initiation. The transcript has 3 exons. Gene Ontology annotation, molecular function: translation initiation factor activity; RNA binding. Gene Ontology annotation, cellular component: cytoplasm. The record is from RefSeq and is a predicted model, not a curated record. Lineage: Eukaryota; Fungi; Ascomycota; Sordariomycetes; Hypocreales; Cordycipitaceae.
AUGCCUAAGAAUAAGGGAAAAGUGAGUAGCCAGAUCUCUUCAUCAGCAGCAUUUCUUCCGCCCACACCGGCUGCCCCCUUUGCGCGCGCGCGUAAACCCCUCCAUCGUCUCUUCCCCGCCCCCGCCAUGGGUGGCAAGAAUCGCCGUCGCGGUACCAAGGAAAACGACGACCAACGUCGAGAACUCACCUUCAAGGAGGACGGUCAGGAAUAUGCUCAAGUCUUGAAAAUGCUGGGCAACGGCCGUCUUGAAGCCCUUUGCUUCGACGGAAGCAAGCGUCUAGCCAACAUUCGCGGUAAAAUGCGAAAGAAGGUCUGGAUCAACCAGGGCGACAUCAUUCUCCUGUCCCUGCGUGAUUUCCAAGACAACAAGGGCGACGUCAUCCUCAAGUACACCGCCGACGAGGCCCGCACACUCAAGUCGUACGGCGAGCUGCCCGAAAAUGCCAAGAUCAACGAGCACGACAACUUUGGCCAGGGCGAGGACGGCGAGGCCUUCUUUGAGUUUGGUGACGACGCCUCCGACUCGGACUCGGAAGAGGACGACAAGAAGAAGGAGGUCGACAUUGACGACAUUUAA